Ahaetulla prasina is the source of this 4969-nucleotide messenger RNA. It is a transcript of the gene PDE3A, whose product is annotated as phosphodiesterase 3A. The record is from RefSeq and is a predicted model, not a curated record. NCBI's taxonomy places the organism in Eukaryota, Metazoa, Chordata, Lepidosauria, Squamata, Colubridae. Gene Ontology annotation, molecular function: 3',5'-cyclic-AMP phosphodiesterase activity. Gene Ontology annotation, cellular component: cytosol. The transcript has 16 exons. The coding region runs from base 1231 to 4728 and encodes 1165 amino acids. Gene Ontology annotation, biological process: oocyte maturation; positive regulation of oocyte development.
AUAGCAACUGCUUUCUUUUGUUCACAACUCCACCUCGUUUAAUUGUGUAUUGUUUUUACUGGGGUCCUAGCCUGCCGACUGCAGACAGCCUGGAGACUCUUGUAGGAGGCGAUCAAGCGAGACUCCCUUCUCUUUAAGGGAGCCGGAGCACACCUGGCUGCGUGCACGCGCGUGUGUGCAAGGAGCCCCCAGCCCAGCCUCCCAGCCAGGACAGGGCGGCUGGCCCGGCGCCUGCGGCGGAGGUGUUAGCCAACGGGAAAUUCAUUGGCUCUUCGGCAUCUCUCGUUCGGCUCAGUUCCUCAUCAUCGGCGCGCCGAGAAGAGCGGAGGCUGGAAGCUCGCCGCCUCCUCCAAAGUAGAUCCCGGGCUGGCGCGCCCUUGGGAUCCCACCUGCCUCCCCCCCCUCACAAGGAUCCAUAUUCCGGGGACCCCACCUGCCCCGGCCCCUUCGGAUCCACUUUCUCGAGUGUUUCGCGGCCGCGGUUCUUGCGAGGAUUCGAAAACUUGGCAACUUGUUCGCCGGGCGCCUUCGGAGCGCCCGCUUCCCCUUUUUCUCCCAGCGCAAUUCGGCCCGCGAGGAGCUGCCUUCGUCUCCUUCCCGUCUCUAGCCAGCGGGUCCUGCGGCCGCGCCCGGCGGCUGGGCGCUGAGGCCUCGCCGGGAAGGAUCGCCGGAGCAGAAAGGCAGCAAGAGAAGGGAAAAAAAAGCGCGCAGACAAAGAGGAUCGGGUGCAGAAGCCAGAGCGCGCGGCCGGUCCGAACAUCGCCCGCGGCAACCCGGACGCCUUUCGGUUUCCCCAGCCCGAAAGGAAUUGGCAGCGACUUGCGAACCCUGCUUUUUGCAAGACUUUAAAAGGGUUGGGUUUCUUUCCUACCCUCUUUUUUUUUUGAAUCAGAACCUGAAAAUACGGGAUUUCUAAACCCUUUGAAUCAGAACCACAGCAACUCCGAUUCCCAGCGCCUGCUGAACUAUCCCUCACUCGCUCCAAACUUCGAAAAAAACCCCAAACUCUUGCGAGCAGCGUUACAAACGGCUGGACUUCUCCAUCCCCCCCCCACUCCACUCCUCUUUGGCAAUUCCCUCCCGCGCAAGGAAAGCCGCCGCUUUAUUAUUGGAAGGCGACUUAAGGAAAGGGGGGGGUCGAUCUUGCUUUAAAUCUUGCCCCCUUUUUCCCCCUCCCCUCCCCGAGAGGGAGGGAGGGGAAGGGGAAAAAAAAAACAAGGAUCCCUCGCGAUGGCCGGGAGCGGAGACUCGGCCAGCGCGAUCCCCACUCGGGCCGGUUGGCGUCUGCAGGAGGACGAAGCCGCCUCGGCAACGGUCGCCGCGAGAGGAGCGGCGGUAGAGGGAGCCGGUUGCAACGGCUGCUGCGGCUCCUCCUUAGCCGGCCCGAAGGAAGGGAAGCAAAGCAGCAGCAGCCGCAGCCGCCACGGGAGGGAAGAAGGAGGCUCCUCCAGCGGCGAGAGCGCGUCUUCCCCGAGAAGCAAACUUCCCUGGGUUUUGGGCGCCGGGUCUGUGGCGCUGCUCCUGGCUUUGGGGACCCGCCUGGGGCCGGACGUCCGAAGUAGAGAUCCAGAAGAAAGAGAAGAAGAAGCGGGCGAGGGGAGCCCCCCAGGUCAGCGCAGCUGGUCCCCGCCGCCCGGCCCGGCGCUGGGCUGCUGCUGCCUCCUCCUGGCCGCCUACUUCUGGCUGGGACUGGAGCUGCUGCGCGCCGGGCUCCGCUUGCGCACCGCCCUCCUGCUCCUGGCCGUCUGCUGCUGCGGCGGGGAAGCGCUCGUCGGCUCGGCGCUGGGGGAAGACCGCUUGCUCUCCGCCGCCGCCGCCGGGUUGGGGUUGUGCAGCCUAGCCGGCUGGGCAUGGCUGCUUCUGCCCCGGCUCCGCCACGGCGUCCUCAUGCUGGCUUUGACUAGCCUGCUGCGCCUCACCUCGCUCGUCUUCUUGGAAGGCGUCGGGGCGCCGUGGGGACCUCACCUGCCUUAUCUCCUGGCCUUGCUGGGCAUCCUCCUGGCUAGCUGCGCUCGGCACGCCUCGUCGGGCCGCCCCUCCGGAAAGCGGGAGGAGGAGGAGGAGGAGGAGAGCCGACCAGGAGCGGAAGGAGCCAAGUCUGCUUCUGCCGCUGCCGCUGCUGCAGCCCGGCCGGCUAAAGACGACGCGGCGGCGGGCUUGAAGAGGAGGCGGCGGUCCAGCUCCGUGAUCUCCGCCGAGAUGGCAGGUUGCGGCGGCGGCGGCAAGAGCCACCGGAGGACCUCUCUGCCCUGCAUCCCGCGCGAGCAGAUCAUGGGAUAUUCUGAAUGGGAUCACAAACGAGGAUCAAGAGGAUCUCAGUCUUCGGGUACCAGUAUUACCGUAGAUAUUGCCGUCAUGGGAGAAGCUCACGGACUCAUUACUGACCUUCUAGCAGAUCCUUCAUUGCCACCCAAUGUCUGCAGCUCCCUCCGAGCAGUGAGCAACCUGCUUAACACACAGCUGACCUUCCAAGCUAUUCACAGACCAAGAGUCAAUACUUUGGCCUCCUUCAAUGAAAAUUACGCCGGUUCCGACACAGAAGAAUGUUCAGAGAAGGGAGAAAAGCUUACCAUUCCCAAGCGCUUUCGGAAAAGCCUGCCCCCAGGUCUUCUACGGCGAGUGUCGUCCACUUGGACAACAACCACAUCCGCCACUGGUUUACCCACAUUGGAGCCAGCUUCUGUUAGAAGGGACCGCAGUCCCAGCAUCAAACUUUAUGAUACUUCAUCAUCCAGCUCUGACUCAUGGAACAAUUCUCUCCAGAUGACUCUCACCAAAAGCCGAUCCUUCUCAACCUCCUACGCCAUGUCUGCUGCCAACCAUCUGAAUUCAAAGCGGCCAAGCCGACAAGGUGUCUCCCCAAAUAUUUCACCUCUUGUCUCCCCAAGCCACUCACCCGUCCAGGGCACGCCAGCCAACAGCCCCAUCCGCAGAACCUCAGGAGAACAAUUUCCAGAGUCAACAACCAUGGCCACUGUCCAAGGCAUCAAGCCUCACAAGCUCUUAGGGUGCACUCAGAGCGCCCCUAACCUAUCAGAGCCUGUGGAAGGCACCCCUGUCAUUUGCAGUAGUUGUGGCAGGCCAUACAGCCAAACAGAUCCCAGAGAAGGAAUGCUCGAUAGGAACGAUGGGGCCACACAUACUUUGAACAGGACGGAUGAUCCUGCACAGGCCACCUCCGACUACGAGACGAAUAACAGCGACAGCAGUGACAUUGUGCAGAAUGAAGACGAGGCACUUUGCGCCAAGGAGCAGGCCCAGGCGGGCCCGACCUGCCGGACGUUUGCCCCAGAGACCGUCAUUUUGCAUCCUUUGCUGCCUGUGGAGGAAAAACCUAUCCUUGCCCCCGAGCCUCUAAUAAUGGACAAUUUGGACCCGCUAAUGGAGCAACUAAACAAUUGGAAUUUCCCAAUCUUCGAUUUGGUAGACAAAAUCGGCAAGCGAUGUGGUCGGAUUUUAAGUCAGGUAUCCUAUAAGCUCUUUGAGGACAUGGGUCUCUUUGAAACUUUCAAAAUCCCUAUACCAGAGUUUAUGAACUAUUUCCAUGCCUUAGAAUGUGGCUAUCGAGAGAUACCUUAUCAUAACAGAAUUCAUGCUACUGAUGUCCUCCAUGCUGUCUGGUACCUUUCAUCCCAGCCCAUCCCUGGCCUCCCAACUAUGGUUAAUGACCAUGGAUCAGCAAGUGAUUCAGAUUCAGAUAGUGGGAUCACUCAUGGCCACCUGGGAUACGUAUUGUCAAAAACGUACACGCCAACAGAUGACAACUAUGGGUGCUUGGCAGGCAACAUCCCAUCACUUGAACUGAUGGCCCUGUAUGUAGCUGCUGCCAUGCAUGACUAUGAUCAUCCAGGGAGAACCAAUGCCUUCUUGGUGGCAACCAGUGCUCCUCAGGCCGUUCUAUACAAUGACCGUUCUGUUCUGGAGAACCAUCAUGCGGCGGCGGCAUGGAAUCUUUUCAUGUCCAGGCCAGAAUAUAAUUUUUUAAUCCAUCUUGAUCAUGUGGAGUUCAAGCAUUUCCGGUUCCUUGUCAUCGAGGCCAUUUUGGCCACUGAUCUGAAGAAGCACUUUGAUUUUGUAGCUAAAUUCAAUGCCAAGGUGAACGACGAUGCGGGCAUAGAUUGGACAAAUGAGAACGACCGAUUAUUGGUUUGCCAGAUGUGCAUCAAACUGGCCGAUAUCAAUGGUCCAGCCAAGUACAAAGAUUUACAUCUAAAGUGGACAGAUGGCAUCGUGAAUGAAUUUUAUGAACAGGGUGAUGAAGAAGCCAGCUUAGGUCUCCCCAUCAGCCCUUUCAUGGACCGCUCUGCUCCGCAGUUAGCAAAACUCCAAGAAUCCUUCAUCACUCACAUUGUGGGACCCCUGUGUAACUCCUAUGACUCAGCAGGACUGAUGCCAGGUAAAUGGAUUGAAGAUAACGAUGAGUCAGGAGAUACAGAUGAACACGAAGAGGAUUCCCCAGACAUGGACUCCUGUGACAGCCAUGAAGCAAGAAAGAAAAGGAGGAGAGUCUACUGUCAGAUAACUCAGCACUUGCUGCAGAACCAUCAGAUGUGGAAGAAGGUCAUCGAAGAGGAAGAGAGGAGAGCUGGGAAGGACAAGCAAAGUGGGGAGCCAUCAAUGGCGCUGCACCCGUCCUCUGAACAAAUAGAGGCCAUUAAAGAGGAGGAAGAGGAGAAAGGAAAGGCCAAAGAGGAAGAAGAUCACACAGCUUCAGAAGCAAACCAAUGACAGUGACAGAAAUUUUGUACAGUAUUUGGUGCAAGGACAUCUUGCAUAACAGUUGUUUUUACAAGCCAGCACAACGUUUAGACACAACACUGUAGAAAUACGGGGUAAUUCACCUACAGCUGUUUAAGUUUUCCUUCCUUCUUUCCUUCCUUCCUUCCUUUCUUCCUAUGAGGUACAUUGGUUUCACAGUUUUCAACGGCCAUUUUUACAAACUUUCAAAUACAUUGGAGAAUUAUAAAUA